UCCUUAUAGAAAGGACCUUUCCAUGGGUAGCAACUGUUGCCCAAGUAGUGUUGGGUGUGACCACAGGUUGGAAAACUGUUCUCAUUAAAGAUUUUUUCCUCUCAGGACACCAUGAAACCCCACUGUCUGCAUCUACCAAGAUGCUGGAGAGAUUUCCCAACAAUCUGCCCAAACACCGGGAAAAUGUGAUUCCUGCUGAUCUGGAGAAAAAGAACUUUGAGGAAGUUAUCAACCUGGUUGACCAGACUUCGGAAAAUGCUCCAAUUACUCUAUCUCAGGAUAUGGAAGAAAAGUUGGCUCCUGCUCCUGCCAAGCCAGAGGCCCCCGUGGACUCCAUGCUCAAGGACAUGGCCACCAUCAUCCUGAGUACCUUCUUGCUGGUCGGCUGGGUGGCCUUCAUCAUCACCUACCCCCUGUGGUACUGCCACCUGUGCCAGUAUGGGCAGUUUGUCACCCGUGCAUGA
Castor canadensis (American beaver) is the source of this 464-nucleotide messenger RNA. NCBI's taxonomy places the organism in Eukaryota, Metazoa, Chordata, Mammalia, Rodentia, Castoridae. The record is from RefSeq and is a predicted model, not a curated record.